Molecule: messenger RNA, 2189 nt
Organism: Phyllostomus discolor (pale spear-nosed bat)
Lineage: Eukaryota; Metazoa; Chordata; Mammalia; Chiroptera; Phyllostomidae
Gene: CCNO
Product: cyclin O
Exons: 3
Coding region: 674-1696 (340 amino acids)
Biological process (GO): mitotic cell cycle phase transition; regulation of cyclin-dependent protein serine/threonine kinase activity
Cellular component (GO): cytoplasm; nucleus; cyclin-dependent protein kinase holoenzyme complex
Molecular function (GO): cyclin-dependent protein serine/threonine kinase regulator activity
Source: RefSeq, a predicted model, not a curated record
AGCCUACUCCGUGCCGGGUGGCAAGUGCGCAGGGCCGCGAGCUAGGCGAGACUCCUCUGGCGGGACUGGCCGCGAGGCGACGGCUGCGCAGAGCCGCGUGCUUGGAGGCACGCUGGCGACUCCGGUCCUGCCUAAGACAAAAACCGCACGCGCAGCUGAACCGGAGUCGCUGCUUGUGUGGGUCGCUGCAGAGAACCCGAAGGCUGGCAGAGUCGGCGCCGCAGGCUUCGCGUGGGGCUGGAUCAGAGCGGGCAGGGAAGGUCCGGCCAUCUGGCCCAGGAGCGGCAAGUGGCCGCAGGACCAGUUUCUCCGCGGGGCCGCCCCACCUCCACUGCCGCAGGGUCCGAGCUGCCCCCCCCCCGCCGGGACCCCGCUCGGUUGCCCGGGGAACGCGGGACGCGCGCCCAGCCCGCGGUUCAGAGUCCGUGAGCUGCCCCGGGAGCCCCGCCUCCUCCGGCCUGCGGGCCGCGCGCUGCGGGGCGGCAGUUUGGCCGCGAAAGCGCGGCGCCCUGACGCGGGGGCGCAGCCAGUGAGAGGUCGAGGGCGUGGUGGAGGCCGGAGCAGGCACCUACUUAGGGCCUUGCGGCCCCUCGGGCUGGGCUCCUUCGCGUCCUGGUACGCGCGUCCCGCCCGCCGCAGCCACGGAGUGGCGGGUCGGCCGCCGGGACGCAGCAUGGUGACCCCGUGCCCCGCCGCCCGGGCCGGGAGAGGAGACAACGACCAGUACCUGCGCGCGCCGGUCAAGAAGAGCAGGCGCCCGCGCCUGCGGAGGAAGCAGCCGCUGCAGCCGCUGAGCCCGUGCCUGCUCCCGGGGGACUCGGGCAUUUGCGACCUGUUCGAGUCCCCCAGCUCAGGCUCAGAUGGCGCCGGCAGCCCCGCGGCCCCCGGGCGGCGCGGCCCCGCCCAGCACUCGGCGCAGCUGGAUCUGCGGACCUUCCGCGAGUACGGGCAGAGCUGCUACGCCUUCCGCAAGGAGCGGGAGAGUCACUUCCACGCGCGGGAGGCGCUGGCGCGGCAGCCGCAGGUAACCGCGGAGUCUCGCUGCAAGCUGCUCAGCUGGCUGAUCCCCGUGCACCGCCAGUUCGGCCUCUCCUUCGAGUCGCUGUGCCUGGCGGUGAACACCCUGGACCGCUUCCUGGCCACCACGCCCGUGGCUGCGGACUGCUUCCAGCUGCUGGGGGUCACGUCCCUGCUCCUGGCCUGCAAACAGGUGGAGGUGCACCCGCCUCGCGUGGAGCAGCUCCUGGCCCUGUGCUGCGGCGCCUUCUCCCGGCAGCAGCUCUGCAACCUGGAGCGCAUCGUGCUGCACAAGCUGGGCUUCAGUUUGGGCGCGCCCACCGUCGGCUUCUUCCUGGAGCACUUCACGCACGCGAGGGUGGACGCCGGGCAGGCCCGCGUCUCCCAAGCCCUGGAGGCGCAGGCUCUGGCGCAGGCGGUGGCAGAGCUAAGCCUGGCCGACUAUGCUUUCUGCAGCUACGCCCCCUCCCUGCUGGCCAUCUGCUGCCUGGCGCUGGCCGACAGCAUGCUCCAGCGCCCGCUGCCUGUGGACUUGAGCCUGGGCGGGCACCCUGAGCCGGAGCUUCAGGACUGCCUGGGCAAGCUGCAGCUCCUGGUGGCCAUCAACGGGACCUCCCUGGCUCACGUGCUGCCCCUCCAGAUCUGUGACAAGUGCAGCCUGUCCACCAGCUCGCAAUAAAGUGGACCCUGGGUCUCCAUUUAGCUCCUGGGGCCGGCCCCUCCCACUGCUUUGAGAGAAUGCAGUGUCGGCCCUGGGGAGCGGGGAGCUCCAGGCCCCGCCUGGUCACCAGCUCGCCCUGCGCAGGCUGUAAAUAGUGUGCGAUAUUAGCGGCCGGUCACUUAUUUAUUAUGCUGAGAGCUGUCUUUGCCCAAUAAAUAGGCUGUCUGUCCGUCCUGGUGUGUCUGAAUGCUCUCCCUGGGCUUCUUUGUUGCACGGAGGGGUGGCGAAGGCCUCUGGGCACCGGAGGCCUGGGCAACGAGGCAACAACGGAGGGGCCCUGCCUCCCUUCCCCCCACCCCUGCCGCACUCCGACCCCAGUUGGCGUCUCUGCAAAAACGCCAGGUCAGGCGAGGCCCGGGUGGAGUCAGGGUCGCCUGAGGGCCUGCACCCUGUGAUAGCCGCCCCCGCAGGAGGCUGAGGCCAGCACAUCCCUAGGGAUCCGAAGGGGUGC